UGGGAUUCCCAGGGGGGCUUCCUCAUCCUUAAACUCUGGCUCUGAGUCUAUACAGUGACACAGGCCCAGCAGAGCGUGGCUGGUGCUGUCUCCCCCGGGCUCCUGCCUGUGGGAGCCGUGCACACAGCCAGCCCAGGUGUUGGAGGGUCAAGUUCAUCGGUGUCCACUGCUGUCCAUGAAGGUGCCGUCUAGGCGGCCAGCCACUUGGCCCCCAACAGCCGAGAUGUGGCACAGCGGCCCCAGAGCUGUGCCCGUCCCGGGGUGGGUGCCCGUCUUUGUCGCACGUUGAGCCUCUGCCACCGCGAUGUUGUCAGACAUACAAAAAUAGGAGAGGACAUUACGCGGCCCGAUGAGGCUGACACAGCUUUCAUCCGUCCCAGUUCACACAAAGCACAGACGGCUGCAGAAAUGCCUGAACUUAGCUGUGGUGGCAGCGCUUUGAAGGGAUUGUUGGGUGUGUGACAAUGACUCGCGAGCCGCAGCAAGUCCCGGCCCAGCUCUGCCACGGAGCCCUGCAGGAGGGGCUUCAGAGCCGCCGCCUAGGGGGAGCCUCAGCCACAAAGCGCAGCCUGGGGGCCUCGGGUGGGAAGGGCCCUCCCCGUGGGGAGCUGUCCCCGAUGCACCCGACAGCCACGGGCAGGCUGAGGAAAACCUGUGGCCCGGGCCCCACGCAUUUUCAGCAGACAGCAGCCAAAUUGAGCGGAGGCAGAACACACGUCCCGCCGGUCAGGACAGGCCUGCAGGGUGGAGGGGAGGCCGAGGCCCUGUGUCCCACGCAGCAGGGCAGGUCCGGAGCCGCAGGUGCAGGGGUGCACCAUUGCCAGGGCCGGAGGACGGCAGCACUGGCCAAGUGCUGUGCACAGCCGAGCGGGACUCGCAGCUGCAGGCGGCCACUUCUUUCUCCCCUGCAGGUGGCUCGGCAGCUCCAGCCCUCCGUGGUGUGGAUCCAAGACACCGAGAAAACCUUCUACAAAAAAGUGCCCAAUACGGAGAAGCAGAGUGAACCCAAACGCCUGAAAAAGCAGCUUCCAAAAAUCCUGAAGCUCCUGAAACCAGACGACCGGAUCCUGAUCGUGGGGACAACACAGCGUCCUUUUGAUGCUGAACUUCAGUCAUUCUGCAAAGUUUACCAGAAAAUCAUUCUGGUUCCCAGGCCGGACUACGCCUCCAGAUACGUUCUGUGGAAGCAAGUGAUUCAGCGCCUUGGAGGGGUCCUCACCAAUGCCUUGAACAUCAGCUGCCUGGCCAAGGUCACCGACGGCUUCACCCAGGGACACGUGGUGGAGGUGGUUCAAAGCGUGCUCUCGGAGCAGAGGAUCCGGCAGCAGGGCCGCCGGCCGCUCACCGCGGGCGAGUUCAUCGCGGCGAUAACCAGCAUGAACCCCGUGUACAAAGAGGAAGAGGAGAGCUUUAAGGACUGGUAUGCAAGGACCCCUCUAGGCAAGAGGCGAGCCCUGGCAUUAAUGGGAGGCACAGAAAAGGAAACGGAAAAGGAAAAAGAAAAGGAGAAAAAGCAGAAAAAGAAGAAGUAGCGCCUGUCUGAGAAGCAGCCCUCGAGUCUCUCUCAGAAACGGAGAGGGCCCCAGCCGUCCCAGGAGAAGUUCCCACCCCUGCCCGUCGGAAGAUGGCCCCGGGACUGCGCAGUGACCACAGGGGCCCGCGCUCUCCAGCCACGGUGCUCGGCUCUGCCUGGAGUAGGCUGGCCCCCGCGUUAGGUCUGCAGGACACUGUCUUCUGUGACAACAGCAGUGGUCCCUCGAUGAUCAGACAGUUCGCAUAGGAGCGAAUUCCCCUGCCUGAGCUCCACGCCUUGCCGACCGGUCGCUGCACCUUCCCCGCUCUGCUGUCCGAUUUCCAGCGUGGUAGUCGGGAGCCUUCCAGUGUGGCCGCCGGGAAGCCGCGCCAACGGCACCCGUGCACCCGUCUUCACUCGUGCACGGGCGCUGUGUAUCCCCUUGCACCUUCGUAUUUUAACAAAUUAACCCUUUAUUCUAGAAACGUCAUUCAUGUAGCAGAAUAAAGCCAUUGCUUUGAA
Molecule: messenger RNA, 2035 nt
Organism: Oryctolagus cuniculus (rabbit)
Lineage: Eukaryota; Metazoa; Chordata; Mammalia; Lagomorpha; Leporidae
Source: RefSeq, a predicted model, not a curated record